Molecule: messenger RNA, 1239 nt
Organism: Seriola dumerili (greater amberjack)
Lineage: Eukaryota; Metazoa; Chordata; Actinopteri; Carangiformes; Carangidae
Gene: gdf6b
Product: growth differentiation factor 6
Exons: 2
Coding region: 1-1239 (412 amino acids)
Biological process (GO): BMP signaling pathway; SMAD protein signal transduction
Cellular component (GO): extracellular region
Molecular function (GO): cytokine activity; growth factor activity
Source: RefSeq, a predicted model, not a curated record
AUGGAUCUCCACCACCUCGCUGUCCUGUGCGCCGCCCUGCUGCUCCUCUGGGAAACCCCCGGGGUUCAGGCUCUGGCUAUUUUCCCUCCGAAGAGAGAAAGCAGCAAAGUGGCGAAGAUCUUUGAUGGACAGGAAGCUUCUAAAUACUUCAAGGACUUUUACGCGCCACCGUCCGAGGACAGAAACCACAGGGCGACGUCCAAAGAGUCGGUGGAGCCUCAUGACUACAUGCUGUCCAUCUACAAGACCUUCUCCACGGCUGAGAGACUGGGACUCAACGCCAGUUUCUUCCGCUCCUCUAAAGCUGCCAACACUAUCGCGAGUUUCGUGGACAGUGGACAAGAUGACCUCCCACUCUCCCCUCUGAGGAGGCAGCGGUAUCUGUUCGACGUCUCAACCCUUUCUGAAAAAGCGGAGGUGCUGGGAGCCGAGCUCAGGAUAUACACCAAAGUGUCUGGGAAUUUCAGGAUAUCUGAGACGGAGCCUGUCGACGUCCAGCUCCUCUCCUGCCACGACCAGCAGCUGCUCGACUCCAAGACGCUGGACCUGCAGGAUUCCCACCGGCCGAAGUGGGAGGUGCUGGACGUGUGGGAGAUCUUCAAAGAGCUGCAGCACCUGAGCCGGGGGAAGCCCUUCUGCCUGGAGCUCAGGGCCGUGCUGGACACCCCCGAGCGAGAGCUGGACCUGCAGCUGCUGGGGCUGCACCGACACGGCCGGCCGCAGCAGAAGAAAGCCAUCUUAGUGGUUUUCACCAGGUCCAAGAAGAGGCAGACGCUCUUCAGCGAGAGGAGGGAGGGGAGGGCGCUGCUGGGCCUAGAGAGGAAGGCCAGGGAGCGGGGGCCUGGCAUCAAAGCCAGCAGGAGGAGGAGGGGGGCGGCCGCAUCCAAAACCCGCCAUGGGAAGAGACACGGCAAGAAGUCCAAGUCCAGGUGCAGCAAGAAGCCGCUGCACGUCAACUUCAGAGACCUGGGGUGGGACGACUGGAUCAUCGCCCCCCUGGACUAUGAGGCGUACCACUGCGAGGGGGUGUGUGACUUCCCCCUGCGCUCCCACCUGGAGCCCACCAACCACGCCAUCAUCCAGACUCUGAUGAACUCAAUGAACCCCAGCAACAUGCCCCCCAGCUGCUGCGCCCCCUCCAAACUCAGCCCCAUCAGCAUCCUCUACAUCGACUCAGGGAACAACGUGGUGUACAAACAGUAUGAGGACAUGGUGGUGGAGUCCUGUGGCUGCAGGUAG